AUGAUCAUAUACGCAUCUCGCAAAGUCAAGGCAUAUCGGGCGCGGAAGGCUGAGGAGGCAGCAGUAGCCCCAGCUCUUCCUGCAACGGCCCAAGGCUCACCACUUCAUUCCGCUACUGUUCCGCCUCGCAUACCCAAAAGGCCAUGCCCACAGUGUGCACAAGAGAAAAGGGCUGCUCGCAAAUACCGGUGGAAGCUCUUGUUUUGUCUCCUGCCUGCUUUUUUUGUCUCCAGUCUCGACCUGACCAUUGUUGCUACCGCGCUUCCUGAAAUCGCCUCCCAUUUCGACAAGUUUAAUCAACUCAACUGGAUUGUUACAGCCUUCACGCUGACAUCGACCGCUUUUAUCCCUGUGUGGGGGCAACUGGCGGACAUUUUUGGCCGACAUGCAGCUGUCCAGUCUGCUGUUGUGUGUCUCACUAUCGGCAGCGUUCUCUGCGCAGCCGCACCGGACUGGGCUGUCAUGCUACUUGGCCGAGCUCUACAGGGAAUGGGCACAGCAGGGGUCUCCAAUGUUGCCAUGAUCAUUCUUGCAGAUCAGGUCUCAUUGCGAGAGCAGGCUGUCAACACCAGUAUCUUCCAGCUGAUGAAUGGAGUAGGAUACAGCGUUGGUCCAGUCAUUGGCGGUUAUAUCACCAAUUCCAAUUGGCGAUACUGCUUCGUACUCUGCACCGGUCUUUCCGUCGUCAGUAAUGUGACAAUCUUCCUGCUGCGGAAGGACUUGAAAACAGGCCGAAUUUCAUUGUCCCGGCCACCGAGUGACCAAACUCGACUCCAGGCAUUGAUGUCCGGCAUUACAAGCCUCGAUGUCGGCGGCAUUGUUCUUUUCAUCUUUGGCGUGGGCUUGAUAAUUCUGGGCACGGCCUGGGGCGGAUCGACCUAUCCAUGGCAUUCUGGCGCGGUAAUAUCCAGCCUCGCGAUCGGAGCCGUUCUGAUCAUCGUCUUCAUCGCCUACGAAGCUCUCCUCUCUCCUUCACGCCCUCUGAACCGGCUGUUCCCGAAGACCGUCCCGAUGAUUCCAGGUUCAAUUCUAGGCGCCAAAGACGUGAGUCUGGUCUGCUGCAUUGCUGCCUCGGCCGGGGCCGCAUUAUACUCCGUCUUUUAUUUCAUUGGCAUCUACUUCACGCUUGUGGAAGCGUACGAGGCCAGUCAUGCCGGAGUUCAACUGCUAUACUAUGUGCCGGGGAUUGGGGUCGGCGUCUACUGCGCCAUGUUCAUCUGCAACAUGUGGCCGCGACAGACGUUCUGGCCACUGCUUCUCGGCACUAUCGUCGAGACUGGGGGUAUCGCCACCCUUGCAUACGCCGUCAAGGCGCGGGACAAGACUUUGGUCAACGUGAUGAUGGCGGUGGCGGGAGCCGGAACAGGACUACGCUUCAUGCCCUCGAACCUGCAUUUGGCGGGUAUGUUCCGUGCUCACCUGGCACCUGUAUACAGUCUGCUGCGUUUCGCUCUGCCAUUCGGCGGGACGCUGGCGCUGACAAUCAUGGGCUCCGUGUUCCAGAACCAGAUGAGCGACUAUUUCGGCUCGAGUACUGUAAACUCUGGUAGCAACGGGACUUUCAGUAUGCACAACCAGGCUUCUCUCAACACGAUUGCGACCCUGCCAGCUGGCGAGCAAAACUUGAUUCGAUCCCAGGGCGCCACUGCGACAAUGUGGGCAUUCAUUUCGAUCAUACCCAUCCUGGGGCUAGGGUUGCUUGCCAGCAUUGGAUUGGGGAACGUCUGGAUCUCGAAAAAGCCUUCCGCUAAUACUGACCCGGAGGCAGGCGAGGUGCGGGAGGAUGGCUUAUGUCGAACACAUGCGAACGCCCUGACGGAAGAGGGCAGUGUGGCAGGGAAGCCCAACGCGGUCGAAUUCAUCGGCUCGAGUUAUCUACUAGCUUUGUUCCAAGGCAACGUCCAGCAACUCAAGAAGGCGGGUGCCUCCGAGGAGGAUGCUCCUCUACAUAGAGGGCUGAACGAGGCUGUUAUGCCAGACGGGACGAUUGCCCAAGGCGAGCCUAAGGAGGCUAGGGGGUUGGCGUCAACCUUCACCACGGAGAAGGACCCUAUAGCAUGA
Capronia epimyces CBS 606.96 is the source of this 2061-nucleotide messenger RNA. RefSeq lists its product as uncharacterized. The transcript has 3 exons. Gene Ontology annotation, molecular function: basic amino acid transmembrane transporter activity. Lineage: Eukaryota; Fungi; Ascomycota; Eurotiomycetes; Chaetothyriales; Herpotrichiellaceae. Gene Ontology annotation, cellular component: fungal-type vacuole membrane. The coding region runs from base 1 to 2061 and encodes 686 amino acids. Gene Ontology annotation, biological process: transmembrane transport; basic amino acid transport. The record is from RefSeq and is a predicted model, not a curated record.